This is a messenger RNA of Acanthamoeba castellanii str. Neff, 1722 nucleotides long. RefSeq lists its product as uncharacterized. The transcript has 5 exons. The coding region runs from base 1 to 1722 and encodes 573 amino acids. The record is from RefSeq and is a predicted model, not a curated record. NCBI's taxonomy places the organism in Eukaryota, Discosea, Longamoebia, Acanthamoebidae.
AUGGCGUCCUCUGCAUCCACUUCAUGUUUCUCCGCGUGCGUUCUCUUGGCUAUUGCCAUCUUUUUGGUUCCGAAAGUGGCCAGCCAGAGCUGCGGCGUGCUGCUCGACCAAAGCGGCGGGGAGGCCCAAGGCGUGGCCGGCCUCAACGCGAGCGUGGUGGCCUUCAAGAUUCAGCUCAAGACCAGCUACAUCACCCUCGACAACAUCACCAUCACCUUUAACCACACCCUCACCGACACCAAUCAUCCUACGCAGGUCAGGGUGGUGCAAGACUCGAGUGGCAUGCCCAGCGGGAACCAGUCCUACUCGCAGAGCAUCAGCUACUCGGGCACCCAAGCCGUCUACCUCAUGGAGGGCCUCUACAUGAGCAGCACCUUCGCCUACUGGAUCGUGAUCGGGGCCACCGCCGGACCCGCACUCGACUCGUCGCAGUGGCUCUUCGUGCCGUGGACCGUCGCGCCCGCCGGGUCGGCCCUCACCAUCUACAGCAACUACGCACUGUCGCCCAGCUACGCGCCCGUGGCUGCAAGCCUCGUGCCGCCGGUGGUCUUCGCCGGCUGCGCGGCAAGCAUGAGCCCGAGCCCGCAAAGAUCCAGUGCGCCGGGAGCCACCUUGUCGACGACGCCGACGCCGACGGCGUCCCCCGAGCCGUCUGGACCGCCGGGGCCGUCGCCCACUUCCCUGCCGUCGUCGUCGCCCAGCGGCCUGCCGGCGUUGGUGGGCGUGACCAACAUGACGGCCAAUUUCGACGACGCGAUCGCCACCUUCAACAUGUCCGGCGCCGUGCCUCUCGGCACCAACUCGACGGCCCCCAAGAAUGCCGCCAACGUAGUGUCGACGUUCAGCGGCCUCCAGCUCGGCAACGUCUCUGUGCCCGCCGCUUCGCUUUCUAAUUUGGCCCGCACGGUGUUGAACGGGAGCUCGGCCGAUGCGACCUACGUCUACUCGGCCUCGAUUGGAGACAACAACGCGACGCGCUUCGACCAGUCCUUCACCUUCUACGACCGCGACGCCAACGCCAGAUUCGCCGGCGUCUCCUUUGUCAUCCCGGCCAACUCGGUCAAGUGGUCCAUCAACUUCACCGUCGACGACACCGGCGGCAGCGGCGGCUCGUCGCCGCCCUCGCACGCCACGCAGUGGUCGACGGUGCGCUACAGACUGGCCGGUCUGCUGCUGACGUCAUCAGCCAACGGCACGACGUCGGAGCUGUCGACCUCGACCGACCAACCGAUCACCAGCCGGGCCGACACGCCCGCCCCGGGGCUCACCACCUACUACGUGCCGCUCUUCAAGAAGACUGAGUCGACCACCGUCGUCGUGGCCGCUGUGGUGCUCUUCGACGUGGCCCUGGUCGACCGCGCUGCGGCUGACAUCCGCCACCGCAUCGUCGCCGUCGCCGUCAACACGACGACGAUAGAGUACGAGGUGGUGUUUGAGUUCCCGCCGUUCAAUGAGUCGUUGUUCUACGACCCGAGCCUGGGGCUCGGCGUGCUGCUGGGCGCCGACCGCGACGGCUCGGGCGGCGUGGGCGGCGGCGGCAGCGACAACACGGGACUGAUCGUGGGCGUGGCGGUGGCGAUCCCUGUGGCGGUGGUUGUGGUGGUGGCGGUGAUUGCGGCCGGGCUCUACGUGGCCUGGCGGCGACGGAGCAACACGAUCGACAGCGGCCGCGCCAUCAACUUCUCAGUGGCUGACCAGGGUGAUGAUGACUACGAGCUGUGA